AUGGCAGCAUCGCAGCAGCGGCCAACAAAAAGGAUAGAAUCGAGAUGCACCCCAGCGACGGACCGGGCCACGCUCGCAUUCCAGAUCGUUGGGUACAGUAAGCAUAAAGGCAUGGGAACCGGCGAAUGCAUCCAGUCCGCCCCUGCCUCCGUUGGUGGGUACCAAUGGUGCAUCCGCUAUUUCCCUGACGGAUCGAAGGAGGAGGUCAAGGACUACAUCUCAGUCUUCAUCAAGCUCCUGUGCAAGGGCCCCAAGGUGCGGGCGCUCUACGACUUCAGGUUGGUCAACCAUGACAGCGGGCUGUCGUCAUCGGUGUAUUCCCGCUCGGAAUCGCCGCAGGAGUUUAAUUCCCUCGACCGAACAAAUACAUGGGGGUUUAGCGAUUUCAAGAAGAGGAGCUCGCUCGAGCAGUCACCUUACCUGCGGGAUGACCGUCUCAUAAUUGAGUGCGAUCUCACUGUGCUCCAGGAACCACUAAUUGUUGCCAAGACUGUAGAGGUUCAGGUACCACCAUCAGACUUGUCAGGUAAUUUUGGACAACUGCUAGAGACAGCGGAGGGAGCAGAUGUGGCAUUCAAAGUUCAAGGGGAGGUUUACCACGCGCAUAAGAUUGUGCUCGCAGCACGGUCGCCAGUUUUCAAAGCAGAGCUCUAUGGACCGAUGAGAGACAAACGGAGACGUAACAUACCAGUCCAAGACAUGCAGCCUGCUGUUUUCAAGGCGUUGCUUCACUUCAUAUACACGGAUUCAUUACCUCCCAUGGACGAUCUUGACGGGGACGAUAACAAAGACAUGGUCAAGCACUUACUUGUGGCUGCAGAUCGGUAUGCGAUGGAGAGGAUGAAGAUCGAAUGUGAAGCCAUUCUUUGCAAAAGUCUUGAUGUCGAGACUGUGGCAACCACGUUAGCUCUAGCUGAUCAGCAUCACUGCAGCGGGCUCAGAGAUGCUUGUGCUGAAUUUAUCGUGUUUUCAAAUAGAAUGGAUGAUGUUUUGGCAAGCCAGGCGUAUGCGCACUUGAAAAGAUCAUGCCCUGCUGUCGUAGUAGAUGUCUUGGAGAGGGCAACAAAGUCUCGCAAAAUUUAG
Lolium rigidum is the source of this 1083-nucleotide messenger RNA. Its product is annotated as BTB/POZ and MATH domain-containing protein 2-like. Gene Ontology annotation, biological process: protein ubiquitination. Gene Ontology annotation, molecular function: protein binding. The record is from RefSeq and is a predicted model, not a curated record. The coding region runs from base 1 to 1083 and encodes 360 amino acids. Lineage: Eukaryota; Viridiplantae; Streptophyta; Magnoliopsida; Poales; Poaceae. The transcript has a single exon.